Messenger RNA from Alexandromys fortis (reed vole), 3894 nucleotides. It is a transcript of the gene Kpna1, whose product is annotated as karyopherin subunit alpha 1. Gene Ontology annotation, biological process: NLS-bearing protein import into nucleus; postsynapse to nucleus signaling pathway. Lineage: Eukaryota; Metazoa; Chordata; Mammalia; Rodentia; Cricetidae. The transcript is spliced from 14 exons. Gene Ontology annotation, molecular function: protein binding; nuclear import signal receptor activity. Gene Ontology annotation, cellular component: nucleus; cytoplasm; nucleoplasm. The record is from RefSeq and is a predicted model, not a curated record.
GCUGGGUCUCGCGGCUCGGUGCGCGGUAGCGGAGAGCGAGGCCUGCUGAGCGCCGCCGUGGUGCGCGCCGCCUGGUCAAGGUUGUGCGGGAAGGGGCGCAGCGGGCGGGCGAAGAGCGCGCGUCUCACCCUCGCAGUGGCACCGGGACCGGUCGCCUGGAGGAGCCGAAAUCAUGACCACUCCAGGAAAGGAGAACUUUCGCCUGAAAAGUUACAAGAACAAAUCUCUGAAUCCAGAUGAGAUGCGCAGGAGGAGGGAGGAAGAGGGCCUGCAGUUACGGAAGCAGAAGAGAGAGGAGCAGUUAUUCAAGAGAAGAAAUGUCGCUACAGCAGAAGAAGAAACCGAAGAAGAAGUUAUGUCAGAUGGCGGCUUUCAUGAGGCCCAGGUUAAUAACAUGGAGAUGGUCCCAGGUGGGGUCAUUACCUCUGACAUGAUUGAGAUGAUAUUUUCAAAUAGCCCAGAGCAACAACUUUCUGCAACCCAGAAAUUCAGGAAACUACUUUCAAAGGAACCUAAUCCUCCUAUUGAUGAAGUCAUCAACACACCAGGAGUAGUGGCCAGGUUUGUGGAGUUCCUCAAACGAAAAGAAAAUUGUACACUGCAGUUUGAAUCAGCUUGGGUCCUGACAAAUAUUGCUUCAGGAAAUUCUCUUCAGACCCGGAUUGUGAUUCAGGCAGGAGCGGUGCCUAUCUUCAUCGAGUUGCUUAGCUCAGAGUUUGAAGAUGUCCAGGAACAGGCAGUCUGGGCCCUUGGCAGCAUUGCUGGAGAUAAUACCAUGUGCAGAGACUAUGUCUUAGACUGCAAUAUCUUCUCCCCUCUUCUGCUGUUAUUUUCAAAGCAAACUGCUUGAACAUGACUCAGAAUUGCAGUAUGAGCUUUAUCUAAUCUCUGUAGAGGGAAGAGUCCACCUCCAGAAUUUGCUAAGGUUUCUCCCUGUCUGAAUGUCCUUUCCUGGCUGCUGUUUGUCAGUGACACUGACGUGCUGGCCGAUGCCUGCUGGGCCCUCUCAUACCUGUCAGACGGACCCAAUGAUAAAAUUCAAGCAGUCAUCGAUGCAGGAGUAUGUAGGAGACUUGUGGAGCUUCUGAUGCAUAAUGAUUAUAAAGUGGUGUCUCCUGCUUUGCGGGCUGUGGGAAACAUUGUCACAGGGGAUGAUAUUCAGACACAGGUAAUUUUGAAUUGCUCAGCUCUUCAGAGUUUACUGCACUUACUAAGUAGCCCCAAGGAAUCUAUCAAAAAGGAAGCCUGUUGGACAAUAUCUAAUAUUACAGCCGGAAAUAGGGCACAGAUCCAGACUGUGAUAGAUGCUAACAUGUUCCCAGCUCUCAUUAGUAUAUUGCAAACCGCUGAAUUCCGAACAAGAAAAGAAGCUGCUUGGGCCAUCACAAAUGCAACUUCUGGAGGGUCAGCUGAGCAGAUCAAGUACCUAGUAGAACUUGGUUGUAUCAAGCCACUCUGUGAUCUCCUCACUGUCAUGGACUCAAAGAUUGUACAGGUUGCCCUCAAUGGCUUGGAAAACAUCCUGAGGCUUGGAGAACAAGAAGCCAAAAGAAAUGGCUCAGGCAUUAACCCUUACUGUGCUUUGAUUGAAGAAGCAUAUGGUCUGGAUAAAAUAGAGUUCUUGCAGAGUCAUGAAAACCAGGAGAUCUAUCAAAAGGCCUUUGAUCUUAUUGAGCAUUACUUUGGGACCGAAGAUGAGGACAGCAGCAUCACUCCCCAGGUUGACCUUAGCCAGCAGCAGUACAUCUUCCAGCAGUGUGAGGCUCCUAUGGAAGGUUUCCAGCUUUGAAGCAAUCCUCUGCUUUCUUGUUCCUGUGUCAGACCAGGCUACCCAGUCAAGUCCUCUUGUGGAGCCCACAGUCCUCAUGGAGCUAAUUUCUCAAAUGUUUUCCAUAAUACUGUUUGCGCUCAUUUGCUUGCCUUGCGCACCUGCUCUCUUACACACAUCUGGAAAACCUCUGGCUCUCUGUGGUGGAAUACCCUUUUAUUACAAGGGUAACCAGAACGGCCCACUCUCUUAUGGAAAAAUCCCUAAGCUUUGGAGAUCCGCACUUAUAUUAGAGUCAUGGGAAUAUAUACACAUAUAUUUGUGGCUCCCUUUUUUGUGGGGGAAAAAAGAGGACUCUUCCCUCAUUCCGUAAAGUGGGGAAAAUGACAUUAAAAGAUAAAACUAAAACCUUUAUCUUGAAUUUUACACAACUGCUUGGACAAGGGAGAUACUUAGACUUGUGUAUACAUCAGAGUACUCUUCUCGAGUUCUUCCUCAGUGAACCCACCCUUGGAGUACCUGGUGGCUUUUUCUAGCCAAAUUUGCAUUAAUCCUUAUUGAGAUGGGAUGGUUUUCUUUCCUCUAAUGGAGUCAUUCUUCAGAUAUUAAAGUUAAACCAUCCCUCCCUCACCUUCAGCCUUCAGUGAAUGUGCUUCUAGUUGUCAGGAAUGCUGAAGAAUUAACACUCUGACUUUUAAAUGUGAUACUGACUUGGCAGAUUCCCUUAAAGCAGAAAGGAGAGGAGCACAGAUUAAUGUGUAUGGCUUCUCUUUGGUUUUAUGUCUCUUAGGAUUUGGAAGUAGUUGAGUUUUAACACCGGUAUGAAGAUAAAAGUCCUUAGCAAAACCAUGUUCUAAAAUUCGAUUAAGGAGUCAGAAGAACACAGAACCCAUCACUUUUUCUAAACCAGUGUGACGAGAGGCUGUGUUUCUGCAUUAAAAAAGAUACUCAGGCUUUGUGGUCCUGAUCAAGGUCCUGGUAAUUGGAGUUCACCCUAGGUGCUUUUCCUCUAUGUGACUGGCAGAUAACACAGAUAUAAAUGUUACUUAGGGACUUUUUUUCCUUGGUCAAGUGCAGCUCGAUUCUAAUGCAUUCAUGCUGCAUACAUGAUCCUGCAAUGCAGCAACCUUAUCUUUAGAAGCGUAGCAGUCUCCUCAAUAUGACCUCUAGACUAAAAGGGCAGUGAUCUUUUUCUAAAAACCUCAGCGUUCCCUGGUUUUAUUUCAUCUCCUACUAUAAUUACCCUACCUCCCCAAGUAAAAACAGUGCCCACCUCCUGCUUAUUUAAUGAUGACUGUAAUGUACCUGCAAAUGGCGCUUCCAGUACUGUGUUCACUGAUCCACAUUUGUGCUUGGACUAGAAGGGGAAAAAAACAAAGAAAGCUUAAUUGCCAAGAGAACUGCAAACGAGUUCAAUGCGACUUCUCGGUGCUAGUUGGCCAUUUUGGCUCAAUGUUGGGACACACUAUCAGAGAAGAGCUUUCCUUGAUGAUGUUCUGUUCAAAAUGAAUUCUGAAGGAAAAGAUGCUCACGUCUGUUUCAGAGCAUACCCUUCUAAAUCUUUUUAGACUACUCUUCUAGAACUCAUUGUAACCCCAAAGUAUAGAAGCUAUCUGGGAGUUGCCCCUGACAAGCUGUUGCACAUCUCUGGUGAAUCCUGCUGAAUGUAAGGGAUAUUUAGAACUUCCAUACCUCAUCAUGAUGUUAUUUAAGCAGCCAAUUUACAUGACCCUAUUUACUUUGAUAAAUUCAUUUCAUUCAAACUAGGAAGUUCCAGAGUCAAAGGACAUUUAUCAGCUAAGAGUGUGAUGCAUUCUUGCCCUAGUCUUUAAAUGUGUCUGUGCUCUGGGAUGGAUAUCUUCUGAUGUCUGUCACUGAUGGAGCAGGCACUACAAAACUAGUCAGCUCCCAUCUGUCCUGUUGUUUUCUAGUGCUGCUUUGUGCUGAGAGAACAUGUUAGUUUACUGAACUUGACCUGUACAAGACUGAUUCUUUGUAAUUUUAGGGAUAAAUUAGGUGGUUAAUUUAAAGAUGAACUUUCAAUGUUGCCUUUACAUCACAUUAAAAUAUCACUUCUUUCAGAAGGUUAAUAGAAGCACUGAUUCAUAGUAAAAAUCUUGUUUUUA